Messenger RNA from Vitrella brassicaformis, 1839 nucleotides. The record is from the annotation of a GenBank genome assembly. NCBI's taxonomy places the organism in Eukaryota, Vitrellaceae.
CUUGAGCUCGCGAAUGGACCUCUUGACGCCCCUCGCCACCAUCACCUCACGCAGCUCGUCGAUGGCGACGGGGCUGCUCCAAUCCAUCUGGACGCCUCGCAGUAUGCGAAGCGCCGCCAACGACUUCCCGUCAGCGGGGGGGCCCACUCAGCAAAUCGGCCAUGUCGUCUGCGGCCCCCGCUGUAUAUGUGCAGCACCUCGAUUGCCUUGCAGUCCUCCAGCCAUGACCUCCCGCCCUUCUGUGCCGGAAACCGCAACAGUUGCGUGGUGAGCGACUUGACGGCAGGUGUGUGCCACUGGCGGCCCACGCGAGCCGGCAUGCAGUCGUUAGCCGACAUGCAGUCGUUGGCUAUGUUGUCGACCGUCGUGAGUGCCGGCAGGUGGAUGGGGGCGGUGGGGGCGGGGGGCAGAUCAGACGAGGGGGGCGGGUCGGGGAUUUCAAUGCUGUCGUCGAGCUCGACGGCCUCGAAUGACAGCACCUCCAAUGUGCCCUCGUCAGCCGACCGGCUGCCGUCAUCAUCAUCUUGCCCCACCGCAGCAGCACUGGCAGCUGCCCCCUCCCCUCCCUCCCUCUUUUGUCUCUUCUUCUCUGCGAUGGCCGCGCGCCCGAUGGCAUGACCCUCCACCAGCGCCACCCAGGUGCCGCGACACCAGCCCUCUCGCCAGUGGGGAUAGCGGUGCUUGAUCUCUCGCAAAUUAGCCGCUCUCUGCCCCCACUUGUGCGCCACGUCGAGUGGCAUGGUCUCCCACAUCCGCCCCGCCGUGUCGUCCUCACAGUCGAUGACCAGUUUGGUGUAGUUGGCGGCCGACUGAUGGAAGAGGGGCGUGCCCAGGCGGCGCCAGAGGGGCGUCAGCUCCCAGGGCUGCAGGUGGCCGAACACGUUGGCCAACUCGUCGCGAGCCAGCCGACGACGGGCCUGAAGUGAUAAUCAACAUGACAUCAAAGUAAGGUCAAGAUGGUUUAGAUGUCAGAUCUGUCAUGGUGGCGGACUGACCGGUCCUUCGACGGGUGGUGCGUUGUCGCUUCGAUGAAUCAGACGAUAUGAUGGGCCGGCGACUACGGGAGCCUACAACACCAGCACAGCAAUGCAGAAUGGAGAGAUCCCUGCGUAGCGAUGGCCGGCCACUUCACCCGCUGAUUGAUCUCACCUGUGCCUCUGGGUGUUGCUGUGCCUCCGUGGUCGGUGUGAGUGCAUCCACAGCACCGGUCAGGCCGGGCUCUCCCUGCUCCAGCUGGGUGGUGAGUGCAUUCAGCAGGGAGGCCAUCGAGCCCAGCUGAUGAUUGAGCACCAAUGCCUCCGGAGACGACGCCUGAAGACCGAAUGAAUCACACAGAGGACCGCACAGUGACCGGCGCGUUUAUCCGCCAGUGAGUUUGACCCACCUGUGCAGCGAUGCUGGCGGCGUCUUGCUCAAGAAGGCGCGACAACUGUGCUAUGAUCUAUUCACACCACACACACCACCACACACCACACACAGCACUGUGCAGCCGAGGAAGCGGCAAGGAAAUGACAUCGUGCGGCGUACCCUGUCCUGAAUGGGCUGCAGGUUCACCAAGCUGUCCUUCACAGCCUGUGCGUUCGCAACAACAAGCUAAAGGGGACGCCAAGCCAACACACACAGCAAAGCAGUGAAGGCCUUUCUCCGUCUGGAUUCUCUCUUUUGUGCUCCUGUGUCAUCCAUCCUCUGCCCUCCCGCUCAUCGCACUCACCUGACUGACGUCCAUGGCGGAUCAGAUCAGUCCAUGUGUGUCUGGCGACGGAAACCAGCCACAAGCUAUCAAAGUGCAAAGGCGGCAGCAAUCACGCCCCUGCGAUGAGUCUAAAUCCUCCAAAAUCG